This is a messenger RNA of Pieris napi, 936 nucleotides long. It is a transcript of the gene GSTd1, whose product is annotated as glutathione S-transferase 1-like. The record is from RefSeq and is a predicted model, not a curated record. Gene Ontology annotation, biological process: glutathione metabolic process. Gene Ontology annotation, molecular function: glutathione transferase activity. Lineage: Eukaryota; Metazoa; Arthropoda; Insecta; Lepidoptera; Pieridae. The coding region runs from base 148 to 882 and encodes 244 amino acids. The transcript is spliced from 7 exons.
UUACUCAUCACGUAACGAGGCUUUGUGAAGUAGGUUAUUUCUGUGAAAUUUUCAGUUGAAUUUCGUAACUUUUAAUAUUAAAUCUGGGUCAAUGUAUGGACAAAUCUGUAGUAGAAAAUAUACAGUGGAAAGAGAAAUAUUAGGACCAUGAAAUAUCUAGCAGUUUUCACUGUUCUAUGUGUAAUGAGUUUUGGUAACGCUGCAGCCAAAUCUAAAGGAGGCAAGAUGCCGAGCCAAGCGAUUAAAUUGUAUUACCUGCCACCAUCGCCACCUUGCCGAGCCGUGAUGAUGACGGCAAAGAUUAUCGGCUUAGAACUGGAUUUGGUACUGACUAACAUCAUGAAAGGUGAACAUUUGACGCCCGAGUUCCUAAAGAUGAACCCUCAACACUCGAUUCCAACGAUUGAUGACAGUGGUUUUAUUCUAUGGGAAAGUCGGGCAAUAAUGUCCUAUCUGGUGAAUGCAUAUGGCCGGGAUGACACACUCUACCCGAAGAAUCCACGAUUGCGAGCCGUUGUAGACCAAAGGCUACAGUUUGACCUUGGCACUUUGUAUUCGAGAUAUUCAGCUUUAUACGCGCCGAUGUUAAUGCGUGGUGAACCAUACAAUGAGGAUUUAGCAGCAAAAGUAACAGAAGCGCUGGCUUGGCUCAACACAUUGAUAGAAGGAAAAACCUUCGUGGCUGGAGAUAAUAUGACCAUUGCAGAUAUAAGCAUAAUUGUUACAAUUACUAGUUUAGACGCAUUCAACUUUGACUUCAGCGCUCACGAUAAUGUAUCGAAGUGGUACGAGCGAACUCAAAAAGCGCUUGAACCAUACGGUUACGAAGAAAUUAACACGGCGGGCGCACAACAAUUAGCAUCGUUUUUGAAGAAAAAUUAAAAUAUAUUUUUGGCACUUAAUUAUUAUCUUUCACUAAUAAAACGUUGGACACAA